Coregonus clupeaformis (lake whitefish) is the source of this 2754-nucleotide messenger RNA. Its product is annotated as copine-4. Gene Ontology annotation, biological process: cellular response to calcium ion. Gene Ontology annotation, molecular function: calcium-dependent phospholipid binding. The transcript is spliced from 18 exons. Gene Ontology annotation, cellular component: plasma membrane. NCBI's taxonomy places the organism in Eukaryota, Metazoa, Chordata, Actinopteri, Salmoniformes, Salmonidae. The record is from RefSeq and is a predicted model, not a curated record. Bases 369 to 2033 code for a protein of 554 amino acids.
GAGAGAGAGAGAGAGAGAGAGAGAGAGAGAGAGAGAGAGAGAGAGAGAGAGAGAGAGAGAGAGAAUUUCCUCUUCAUUCAUGCCGUGAGGACCUUGAUGUACUGUAUCCCCUGUCUGCGCAUGGCUUGAGGUGCAAGGCUCAGUACAUACUGCUUAGCUGACGUACGGAGUGAGGGAGACAGAGAGAGAGAGAGAGCAAGAGAGAGAGAGAGAGAGAGAGAGAGAGAGAGAAGCGGGAUGGGUGCAGAGUGUGUGAAGACGGAGAAGUCACUGUGAUUCCGCCCAGCAGUGAAGUUUCCUUCAGCUCACUGCUCUGCCCGUCUCUACCUGGUACCUGAGUGUGUCUGCAGGUCCUGUGUGUGUCCAGCAUGAGUAACAUCUAUGAGUCUGCAGAGGCGACCCUCGGCCUGUGCAACUCUUCCUGUCUGACCAAGGUUGAGCUGAGAGUGGCUUGUCGAGGGAUCUCAGACCGAGAUGCCCUUUCUAAACCAGACCCCUGUGUUGUCCUCAAGAUGCAGUCACAUGGGCAGUGGUUCGAGGUGGACCGGACAGAGGUGAUCCGUAGCAGUAUCAAUCCAGUGUUUUCCAAGGUGUUUCUGGUUGACUUCUACUUUGAGGAGGUUCAGCGUCUUCGCUAUGAGCUACAUGACAUCAGCUCCGCUCACAAUGGACUCAGAGACACAGACUUCCUCGGAGCUAUGGAGUGCACGUUGGGACAAAUCGUGUCCCAGAGGAAACUGUCCAAAGCGUUACUUAAACAGGGAAACACUACCAGCAAGUCCUCCAUCACAGUAACAUCAGAGGAGUUAUCAGGUAAUGAUGACUACGUAGAACUCUCCUUCAGCGCUCGCAAACUAGACGACAAGGAUUUCUUCAGUAAAUCAGAUCCGUUUUUGGAAAUCUUCAGAAUAAAUGACGAUGGCAGCGGAUCACUAGUUCACAGAACUGAGACGGUGAUGAACGACCUCAGCCCAGUGUGGAAGUCAUUCAAGGUCUCUCUCAACACAUUAUGUAGUGGAGACCAUGACCGCCAACUAAAGUGCACAGUGUAUGAUUGGGACUCCAAUGGGAAGCACGACUUCAUUGGAGAGUUCCAGACCACCUAUAAGGAGAUACGCACAGACCUGGAGGGGAGACAGAUGCAAUGGGACUGUAUAAACCCUAAGUACCAGGUGAAGAAGAAGAAUUACAGAAACUCUGGUGUCGUCGUCCUCAACCACUGUAAGAUCAUAAAGAUGUACUCUUUCCUGGAUUACAUCAUGGGAGGCUGUCAGAUCCAGUUCACAGUGGCCAUAGACUUUACAGCAUCAAACGGAGACCCCAGAAACAGCUGUUCUCUCCACUACAUCCAUCCGUACCAGCCCAAUGAGUACCUGAAAGCCCUGGUGGCUGUGGGAGAAAUAUGCCAAGACUACGACAGUGACAAGAUGUUUCCAGUUUUUGGGUUUGGAGCUCAGAUCCCACCUGACUUUAAGGUCUCACACGAUUUUGCCGUGAACUUUGAUGAAGACAAUCCAGAAUGUUCCGGUAUCCAGGGUGUGGUAGAAGCCUACCAGGGCUGUCUUCCUAAGAUCCAGCUGUACGGACCGACCAACAUCGCUCCCAUCAUACAGAAAGUUGCUUCUUCUGCCUCAGAGGAGAUGCACACCAUGGAAGCUAUGGAGUAUUUCAUCCUGUUGAUCCUAACAGACGGAGUGAUAACAGACAUGGCUGACACUAGAGAAGCUAUAGUCCAUGCUUCCCACCUACCCAUGUCUGUCAUCAUAGUAGGAGUGGGAAACGCUGACUUCAGUGACAUGCAGAUGCUGGACGGAGACGAUGGAAUACUCAGGUCCCCAAAAGGAGAGCCUGUUCUCAGAGACAUAGUCCAGUUCGUUCCCUUCAAAGACUUCAAACACGCGUCCCCGGCUGCGCUAGCUAAGAGUGUGUUAGCAGAGGUGCCCAAUCAGGUGGUGGAUUACUACAAUGCCAAAGGAAUCCAUCCCAAAUGUCUGUCUGACUACGACGAAUCUACCAGACCCUUCAGCCCCUGACCACACACAUACACACACAUUAAACACACACACAUUAAACACACACACAUACACACACGUUAUAAACAUAAACUAAUACACACUCACACAUACACACACACCCUGGAUACAGUAGUGUAGCUCAGAGAAGUAGUUUGAUCUGGUGGGUUUAACUACAUAGUGUAUUACUGCAUGCUGGCCCAAUGGGUUUUAUAUCUUACAAAGUCAUUAUUUCACAUAUUCUGUGUGUAUAUACAUAACACACAUACCCACAAACAGACACACUUGUAGACGCACACACACCUUUUAAACGUGACUUUUAAGAUUUUGAACAAUAUUACAUACAGCAUAGGCUAAAUAGAGAUUAGUAAGAGUCUUACCUUAUAAUAACAUACAGUAUUACUCCAUUGUUUAGGGUUUUGACAACAUAGAAGACUUUGUAAACAAAUCAUGUAUAGCUUCAAAUCAUGUUUAGAGUAACGUUGCUCUCAUGGAAUGUCAUUCCUUCAGCACUAAUGAUAUAUUUCAUAUAAACUGAAAUGAUAUUUGCAUGUAAAAAUGUCAUUGGAUGAAUGUUCUCUGUUGUUUACGUUAUUGUUGGUGGCCAACUCUUUGAUGGUAUGCACAUCUUACAGAGUGUGGCUUUUAAGGGGUUAGGGUUAUAUACUGUAAGCUGUGUUAUAUACUUCCUUUUCUACAAGUUUGUUGAGAGUUUGCUAAAUAAAUAGAUAACUACAAUUGU